GGGGAGGGGCUCAGUGGGGACGAAUUCAGGUCACAGGGCUCGGUGACGUGACCACCCGAGGGCGGGGGAGGGCGUAGCCCCGAGCUCCACCCCAGAGAUUAGGGGCCACAAACUGAAGCCUGAGAGGCGGGGCCUCAUCGGUCCCCAAGGGUCCUCGGAGAGUCAGGGGUCAGUCCUGGGGUUCAGUUGAGCGUCCCUCACCCGGGCCGCGCGGCCGAACGUGCGGCCUGCUGUCAGGGGUGGGCGGGUUACCAAGGGCGCCUCCCGGGGCCCCUGGACCCUCGACCCCUAGUCCCCCGGUCAGAACCGCCGCUCACAGUUCUCUCUGCGACAGGGCGGCCACCGGGCUGCCCAGUCGUCAAAGAUGGGCUGCUUCAGGAGCAGCCCUGGGACCCAGGAAGGGGAGCGCACACCCUCCCUAGCUGCUGUUUUUGUCCUGCGAAUACGUAUAAAGUAGGUGCUUUGCCCUGGACCAAAGCGGGUGUUUACCUGCUCCCUCACCUGUCUCAGGUGCGCACCUCGCUAGACUGGUCCCUGCCCUGGGAGGCGGAGCCGAGCAGGGAGCGCCCUUCCUCUUCCUGGGUAGGUGUCCGCAGCUCGAGGGGCGCCGGAGCGGAGGAGGCUCGGGGUCACAAGUCACAGGCCACAGGAGGCUGGAUGUGCCAAGUCCCCGGGGCCUCUUGGCUCCAGACGCCCCUUUGAGGCCAGCACCGGAUCCCCUAAUCCCACUUAUUUGAAAUGGGCCCCCGGCUGAGCUUCCUCAGGAGGGACAGGCAGGUCAUCGCGUGGCCAGAGCCCACCUGGCCGCAGGCCCUGGAAAGUGCUUCCCACAGUCCCUUCCGCUCAGGAACCAGAGCCCCCAGAGCUGCGAGGACCCCGCCCCUGCUGCAGCCAGGCUCCCGCCACGCCCAGACCCCAGCUGCCAGGCGCCAGCAUCCCGAGGGCCCGGCCUGGUGGGACAGGGCUCUGUCCCCUGGGCUGGGCCUCACCUCCCGAGGGAGCGCUGCAGCCCUUCCAGACACCCUCCUGAGGGCUGCCUCGUUGACGGUGCCGUACAGGGGGAACACGCCGCCUUUAACCUGCUCUGGGUCCCCGUCUGCUGCACUUGCUCCAGUGAAUAACCCUAUACCUUCCAAUUUGAAAUCUGAAGCAAAGAAGGCUGCUAAAAUUCUAAGAGAAUUCACAGAAAUAACUUCCAGAAAUGGACCUGAUAAGAUCAUUCCUGCCCACGUCAUCGCGAAAGCCAAGGGCCUGGCGAUCCUGUCUGUGAUAAAGGCUGGAUUUCUGGUCACUGCCAGAGGAGGCAGCGGGAUUGUGCUGGCGCGUCUUCCAGAUGGAAAAUGGUCUGCACCUUCGGCCAUUGGCAUAGCUGGGCUUGGUGGAGGAUUUGAACUAGGAAUAGAGGUGUCAGACUUGGUAAUAAUUCUGAAUUAUGGCAGAGCAGUGGAAGCUUUUGCGAAAGGUGGCAACCUAACGCUCGGCGGGAACUGCACCGUGGCAGUAGGGCCCUUGGGGAGAUUUUAUUGUCAGGAUGUUCGAGCUUAUGACAUUUUAUUUGGAGAUAUACCACGACCUGCUCAAGCAGAAGAUCUUUACGAAGUCCUCGAUUCCUUUACUGAAAAGUAUGAAAGCGAAGGACAACGAAUCAACGCAAGGAAAGCAGCUCGGGAGCAGAAGAAAGCUCAGGCUAAAGAAUUGCCUCCAAAACCAUUGUCAAGACCCCAGCAAUCGUCUGCACAAGUCCAGCUGAACUCUGGCUCUCAAAGUAACAGAAACGAAUAUAAGCUCUAUCCUGAACUUCCCAGCUAUCAUGAGAGAGUUGGCAGUUUGAACCAACCCACAGAAGUGACAGCCCUGUAUUCUUUUGAAGGACAACAGCCAGGAGAUUUGAAUUUUCAAGCUGGAGACAGAAUCACAGUUAUAUCAAAAACGGAUUCACAUUUCGAUUGGUGGGAAGGAGAGCUUCGAGGUCAGACUGGCAUUUUUCCAGCCAACUAUGUCACCAUGAAUUAAGGUUUAUAUUGUUUUCUUCUUUGAAAAGUACAAUAAAAUGAUUGCUACGCUGGCAGGAUUUACUCUUCAGUCAAACAAUGUUUAAUAUAUAUUUUUAAAUACUUCUGUUUGUUCCAUAAACCUUAAUCAGUAUGUAAAAGUUUCUGGUCUUCUAAUAUAAAUAAAUGGUUAACUUACAGAUCCUUAAAUCCUUUCCACUGGGAGCUCCUGUCAUGGCUCAGAGGUAACGAACUUGACUAGCAUCCACAAGGACUGGGUUUGACCCCUGGCCUCGCUCAGUGGGUUAACGAUCCAGCGUUGCCGUGAGCUGUGGUGGUAGGUGGCAGACAGCUCAGAUCCCACAUGCUGUGGCUAUGCUGUAGGCUGGCAGCUACAGCCCCGACUCGACCCCUAGCCUGGGAACCCCCAGCCUGCAGCCCUGGGAAGACCAUAAAAUAAAAUAGUGCUUUCCACUAAUUGUUAUCACAUAUACUAUUUAAUAGCUAAUAUCCUCCAAUUAUAUGGUCACAUUUCUUUUGUGUUCAUUUUCAAACUUCACCGAACAUUUGAUUUGACUGUACCUGGUGACUUUAACUUGAGAGUCUCGAGAGGGGUAUAAAUAUCAAUUCAUAUAUUUGCAAAGCGAGGAGGAAAGAAAUCAGCUUAAAUGGGGCUAAUUAAGUAAUACUUGGAGUUAUAGGUAUUAACUAGAAUAUUAAUCCUUAAAUGUUGUCUCUAUACCUUCAGACAUUGCAUAUGCAUGUAUAUAUUAGAACUCUGUUGCACUGUAAUUCGACGACCACGCAUUAAAAAAAGACAUCUGUUAACUCGCCUUCUUUAUGAGGUUGUACUUGUUCAUUUGUAGCCGUAGAAUAAACUUAUGUUGACAUGGUUCCAA
Molecule: messenger RNA, 2890 nt
Organism: Sus scrofa (pig)
Lineage: Eukaryota; Metazoa; Chordata; Mammalia; Artiodactyla; Suidae
Gene: SH3YL1
Product: SH3 and SYLF domain containing 1
Biological process (GO): regulation of ruffle assembly
Cellular component (GO): ruffle membrane
Molecular function (GO): protein binding; phosphatidylinositol binding
Source: RefSeq, a predicted model, not a curated record